CUCACACACAAACAUACAAUCGUCGCUGUACAUACAUACAAGACACGAGAGAGCAGAGCUAAAAAAAAGUGAGCACCUCCAGCUCGUCGGCAACAAACGAAAAGUGCCCUCCCAACACAGCGUUAUCAUGUUCGUCUCUUGCCCCACGAUAGCCUUCUGGCACGUACCGACUGUCGAUAGACUGACUGCAGCUGCGCAUAUCUGCGGCUGGGCCACAGCCCAGCCACAGAUCCCAGUGGCCAAUCUGCAGUCUCGCUACCCCAAACACCGCCCCCUGUCUGCCAGCCACAUCCACCCCCGUUCUGGUCUGGUUCACAUCGAUCCUUCGCGGUGUGUCAAAGUGGCCAGCUAGAGAAAAAUGGCUCACAUCACACUCGUAGGUGUUGACAGCAGUGGGCUCAUCCGGCAGGGUGAUGCCGGCACUGAUCCAUGCGCCGAAGAGGUACUGAUUCGCGCGAAUGACGAACACCAGUUCCUCCGUGUUGCCAACGCAGCGCAGCAGAUCGUCAUACGAUGGCCCAUCACGUGUGGAACUGAUGAAGGAGAGAGCGAGAUGCAGAGAGCACCGGGAUGGCGGCUGCGCUUGUGCGUACCGAUAUAGGGAUCGAAGAGAGUUGUCUGCGUUCAUCCAGUAUCUGAUGAGCAUGUCCUGCACCGUGGUCAGCGUGCUCUGGGGCACCAGCGCCUGCAACCACACACAUGACAUGAAAGAAAAGAGAGCGUGGUGACUCACUGACACAAGUCAGUCAUAGAGAGACCCUCUCGUCAAUCACCCUGUUCCAGGUACCUACCUACCGUCAUGAAGUCGUGCACUUGUCGUCUCAUCGAUGACAGUCCCGCCUCCAUGUCGAUGUCAUCCUGCAGGCCCCACACCUCGACGACCUUGCCGAUGUCGGCCAGGGUCAGCGAAUAGGCAGCUGUGGCGCACUUGUGGAGCAGAGCUAUGUCGUCCCGCUCUGACCAACCAAACGAUGACAUAUCGCCUAUUCUGCGGCGCGUGUGUGUCUGUAUGUGUGUGGGUGUGUGGGUGUGUGUGUAUAGAUACCCACCCCUUUGAUCAUUCAUCUGGGCUACUGCACAAAUGCCAACAGACACGCAGAGUGCAUCCACAGACUGCCUUCGUUGGUUCGUGUGUGUGCAGGUGACCUGAUCGCACGUGGGCUUCGACUGCUGCUGCCAGUGCGUAGUUCUUGGGCACCUCCUCAUUGGCCGGAGUGGUCACCCUGGGUACAGAGAGAAGCAUCACAGCCCUUAGCCCUUUUCUCCACCCCUACCGGCAUCUGUAUGGGCACGUGAUGGCGCCAUUCCUGGCGUGCCGCUGCAGAUCCAUGACACACUGCACACAUGCAGUACACGACAGGAAAGAACGAACCAAGGCGAGCAUUACAGCAGCUGGCUGCCUCUGGCGCUUCUCACCCCUGCGCAGAACGAGUGACCUGGACACACAAGCGAAAUACACACACACACACACACAAAUUAAGAGCUGUUGCAUGUGACUGGACUCACACGAUGUUUCUUUGCCUUACCGCAUCUGAGUUGUCGCGGCUCGUGCCUUGCACUGCUCUCGAAGGCAGCAUGACAGAUGGUGCACGCCAGAUGCUCAUGCUCAUCAGGGAAACCUGCUUGUUCUGCCAUCACGGAUGAAUGAAUCUCACUAUGAAUGCAAUUCUCCUCUUCAGAGGGGGGCCAGCUGGCCAGCUAUUCUACCCGCCCAUCACUUGGAUAUUCC
Messenger RNA from Vitrella brassicaformis, 1729 nucleotides. The record is from the annotation of a GenBank genome assembly. NCBI's taxonomy places the organism in Eukaryota, Vitrellaceae.